CAUUUACCUAAGCAAGAAAUAAAUCAAACCCGGGUCGGUAAAUGAGAGUGAUCUCAAUUUAAAUAUUAUCAAGAGUGUGUGUGUGUGUGCAUUCAUGCAUGUGUGUGUGUGAAUACAUAGGGGUAGAGGGGGGUGUACAUGACACUUUCUUAACAGUCAUUACCAAGAUCAAAUCAACAUGUGGCCGUUACUACAGUUGGUAGGGUGAAGGCUGUCACAUGGUGCAUUUCCUCUCUGGCACUAUAACGAACACAAACCCCAUUUCCUCACCAGUCUUCCUCAGUCACAAUAUCUGUACCUUUAUCUGCAACAGACACACACACACACACACACACACACUUGCCUUUGCUGCCUCGCUGCGCUUGUUGGAGGUGACAGACCACCCAGUCAUGACGGGGAAUUCCAGCAGGACCCAUCUCGACAAUGCCACACUGUCAUUGUUUCAGAAUGUGAACACCAGCAUUGCCAUUUCUAUCAUCUACAUGAUUGUAACAGGCAUUAACCUGGUGGGAAACGGCUUGUCGAUGUGGCUUCUCCUCUUUCGUACAACACCAAAGACUCCUUCCAUUAUCUUCAUGAUAAACCUCACGCUCACUGACCUGGCUCUUGGCACUGCCCUGCCCUUUCAGAUCUCCUACCAGCUCCAUGGAUACAACUGGACUCUGGGGUCCAGGAUGUGCAGCUUCCUGACCCUUGUUUUCUACACCAAUAUGUACUGCUCCAUCCUGACCAUGAUGGCCAUUGGUAUUGAUCGCUACAUGGGCAUUGUCAAGCCUAUGUCAUUCAGAAAGAACAAGCGGAAGGCUGUUGCAAUCUUCAGCUGCUUUCUGAUGUGGAGUUUGGUGCUGAGCAUCCUGCACCCUCUCAUGACCACAGACCUGACGUUUGAAAUCCCUGAACUCAGGAUCACCACUUGCUUUGACGUUCUGAAAAAAGCCAUGCUGCCAUCUGUGGCAUCAUGGUCUGCUUUCCUUUUCAGUUUGGUGUUUGCCCUGUUCCUGUUCCCCUUCUGUGUCACAACAUUCUGUUAUGUCAGUGUCAUACGCAAGCUGGCCCGUGAUUCUAAGACAGCCCAGAAAAAGAGGGCGAUUCGUCUGGCUUUUGUUGUCCUCUUGGUCUUUGUGCUAUGCUUUGCUCCAAACAACAUUCUCUUGCUGGUUCACAGUGUGCUAAGACUCUUCUUUGAUAAAUCUGUGUACAUGGCAUACAAACUCUCUCUUUGUUUAAGCUGUCUUAACAGCUGUUUGGACCCUUUUAUUUACUACUUUGCUUCUAAAGAUUUCAGAAUGAAGUUGAGAGAGAUGGUGAAUCUGCCGAGCGUGACUAGUGCAGACUCCAUGAAGAUGGAGACGUUGUACUCUGGACAAUGAGUUAAUUGUUCUUUAACACUGCAGUCAUUAGCAUAACAAUUCAACAAAGGUGGAUUCAAGAAAGGAAGCGUGUGAGAGAGCCUGAAAGCUGGUUGAGCUCUUACAAAAUAUUGGUAUUUCAAAAUCACCUAAAGAGUUGAGUCAUAGAACAAAGGAAGGUGCUCUGAGCAGAAGGAUCAGUGCUGCACAUUUGCUUUUUACAUUUAAGAGAAAAAGUUUUUUUCUAAUGUGAAUUUAAUUUGAUUUAACCUCAUUUUCACCCAAAAUAUGGAGCAAUACCAGCAGUGAAUUAAUGUAAAUAAACUGUGUAGCCUUGUAUAGCCAGAUUAAGCUAAUGUUUUAUUAUUUUAUUAUGAAUGUUUAAAAAUGUCUUUGUUCAUCAAACUGUCAUUAAUGUUUGUUGAAGUUGCUAUAAUAAAAUCUUGUUGAAUAUUGUUA
Nothobranchius furzeri (turquoise killifish) is the source of this 1808-nucleotide messenger RNA. It is a transcript of the gene p2ry8, whose product is annotated as P2Y receptor family member 8. NCBI's taxonomy places the organism in Eukaryota, Metazoa, Chordata, Actinopteri, Cyprinodontiformes, Nothobranchiidae. Gene Ontology annotation, molecular function: G protein-coupled receptor activity. The record is from RefSeq and is a predicted model, not a curated record. Gene Ontology annotation, cellular component: plasma membrane. Gene Ontology annotation, biological process: phospholipase C-activating G protein-coupled receptor signaling pathway; positive regulation of Rho protein signal transduction.